Messenger RNA from Phaedon cochleariae (mustard beetle), 3460 nucleotides. NCBI's taxonomy places the organism in Eukaryota, Metazoa, Arthropoda, Insecta, Coleoptera, Chrysomelidae. The record is from the annotation of a GenBank genome assembly.
AUCACUUUCAUUUCGAAAGCGAUAGAGUGCGUGACUACGUGAGAUUUGAUAUUCUAUUAUUAGUUCUUUCAUACAUAUAGGUACUGCACGGUAGAUAAAUCCUUUGCCUAGUUGACAUUGUGAAUCUUGCUGCGGUCUUUGGAUAUGGCAAAAAUCAGUGUGGACUUGCCAGAUAUUGAGAAUAUUUUGGCCUUGAAUCCACGUGUCAGGGAUUAUUCUAACUUUGUACCAUCCAGCACAACGAAGAAGAAUAAAGCACACUGGAAGAGAAAUAUUGAUAAAAAAUGUCAGGUAACUAAUCCUUCAGGUUGGGAAAGUAGGAUAUAUAUAUACCAAGGGAUGUGCACCAUUGGAAAAUAAUUUUUCUGAUAUCAAACCCACCACCCUGAGUGAAAGAGGAGCCCUGAGAGAAUCAGCUAGAUGCUUGAAAUGUGCGGACGCACCAUGCCAGAAAUCUUGCCCUACCCAACUGGAUAUAAAAUCUUUCAUAACUAGUAUAGCAAACAGGAAUUACUAUGGAGCAGCUAAAGCAAUUUUUUCAGACAACCCCCUGGGAAUUACCUGUGGUAUGGUGUGCCCUACGAGUGAUUUGUGUGUGGGGGGUUGCAAUUUGCAAGCAUCCGAAGAAGGUCCAAUCAAUAUAGGAGGGUUGCAACAAUUUGCAACAGAGAUUUUCAGUAAAAUGGGCGUCAAACAAAUGAGAGAUCCAAAAACUCCAAAACCAAAGAAUCCAGAUUCCAAAAUUGUCCUGAUUGGUGCAGGACCGGCUUCAUUGUCCUGUGCAACCUUUUUGGGAAGGUUGGGAUACGAAAAUAUAACUAUUUACGAAAAGAAUGAUGUUCUAGGCGGAUUAAGUGCAACAGAAAUCCCACAAUACCGCCUCCCAAUCUCCACAGUGAAUUUCGAAAUCAGCUUAGUCAAAGACCUGGGAGUCAAAAUAAUACCUGGCAGGUCCUUGUCAACUCAAGAUCUCACCGUAGAACACCUCCUCAAAGAUUCCAAGGCUAUAUUCGUAGGCAUCGGCUUGCCACACCCGAAAAUCAACCCCUUGUUCAAAAACCUCACGGAGGACAUGGGGUUCUAUUCCUCCAAGAGCUUCUUGCCGAGAGUCUCGAGAGCUAGCAAGGAUGCAAAUGAUAAUGGCAGCUGCCCUUGCAAACAGAACGCAGCCAAGUUGCCCAAGCUCCAUGGAAAUGUCAUCGUUUUGGGGGCUGGAGACACAGCGUUCGAUUGUGCCACUUCCGCUUUGAGGUGUGGGGCAAGGAAGGUGUUCGUGGUCUUCCGAAGGGGCUUCACGAAUAUACGGGCGGUCCCAGAAGAGGUCUCAGUUGCUAUCGAGGAAAAGUGUGAACUGAUUGGUUUCCUCUCACCACACUCUGUGAACGUGAAGCAAGGAAAAAUAGUAUCAGUCACUUUCAGCAGGACAGAAGAAACUGAGGACGGAAAAUGGAUACAAGACACCGAGCAGCUAUCCACAAUCAAAGCAAAUUUUCUCAUUUCCGCUUUCGGAUCCGGUUUAGAAGAACAAGAUAUGAUUGAUGCGCUGAAACCCUUACAUCUCACCGACCAAAACUUGCCAAGAGUCGAUCCAAAUUCUAUGCAGAGUUCGCAUCCAUCUGUUUGGUGUGGGGGCGAUAUAGCUGGGGUUGCUGAGACCACAGUGGAAUCAGUUAAUGAUGGAAAAGUGGCAGCUUGGUACAUGCAUUGUGCUUUGGAAGGUUUGCCAAUGGAUUCGAAACCACAAUUGCCGCUGUUCUAUACAGAAAUUGAUGAAGUGGAUAUUUCUGUGAAAGUGUGCGGAGUGAAAUUCGAAAAUCCAUUCGGGUUGGCAUCUGCACCUCCAGUAACAUCUGCUCCCAUGAUAAGAAGGGCGUUCGAACAAGGAUGGGCAUUCGUGGUUACAAAAACGUUUUGCUUAGAUAAGGAUCAAGUGACGAACAUAUCUCCCAGGAUAGUACGAGGAACUACAUCUGGUGAUAAUUAUGGACCACAACAAGGAUCCUUUUUAAACAUCGAAGUGAUUUCAGAAAAGUGUCUUGAUUAUUGGCUCCAGGCAAUAAGAGAGCUAAAGAAAGAUUUCCCAACCAAAGUUAUGAUAGCUAGUGUUAUGUGUGGUUAUGUGGAAGAAGACUGGAGAGAAAUAUGUUCGAAGACUGAAGAAGCUGGAGCUGAUAUGUUGGAGUUGAAUUUGAGCUGUCCUCAUGGGAUGGGUGAAUCUGGUAUGGGUUUAGCUUGUGGUCAGAAACCAGAACUAGUGAAGGGUAUUUCGGAAUGGGUCAGGAACACCGUUAAAAUACCAUUUUUCAUCAAACUCACCCCUAAUGCCACUGAUAUCACGGAGUUGGCAAGAGCAGCAGCAGAAGGUGGCGCUUGGGGAGUUUCGGCAAUAAAUACCAUAUCAGGAUUGAUGCAUUUGAAUCCUGAUGCUAGUGCUUGGCCAGCAGUAGGUCCCGACAAGAGAACUACCUAUGGGGGAGUAAGUGGAAAUGCCACCAGACCAGUUGGUCUCAGAGCCGUCACCUCCAUUGCCAAACAUAUUCCGAAUCUUACGAUCCUUGGCGUUGGUGGAAUAGAUUCUGCUUACACAGCGUUCCAGUAUUUACAGAGUGGAGCAUCUGCCGUGCAAGUUUGUAGUGCUGUUCAAAAUCAAGAUUUCACUGUCAUAGACGACUAUUGUACUGGUCUCAAGGCUAUGUUGUACCUCGAUGGAAAGCUGACUGGUUGGCAAGGACAAAGCCCACCUACUUAUAAACACCAAAAAGGAAAAACCGUCAUGUCACUCUACGAUGAAAAUGGGAAGAAGUUACCCCACUUUGGGCCAUAUCAGACAAAGAGGGAAGAAAUACUGAGCAAACUUUUCAGAGAAUCCGAAGUGAAGAACGGACAAAUACUUCAUCAUGAUAGUGACAGUGGCAUUACUCUGAAUAAAAUGAGUUAUGUACCCUCUGUGGAGGAUAUAAUAGGAAGAGCUCUACCCAAAAUUGGUGCAUACAAGGAAUUGGAUAAUACUAAACAAGUGGUUGCCCUUAUAGAUGAUGACAUGUGCAUAAAUUGUGGGAAAUGCUACAUGGCUUGUAAUGAUUCUGGAUAUCAAGCCAUACAUUUUGACCCAGAAACACACAUUCCUAGUGUGAAUGAAGAUUGCACUGGGUGUACCAUGUGUCUGUCUGUUUGUCCAGUAAUUGAUUGUAUCACUAUGGUUCCGAAAACUAUUCCACAUGUUGUCAAGAGGGGCAAACCUGGCGACACCAUAAAGAUUGUUCAUGCAUUACAUAAUAAUUUAGUUUCGUAAAAUAUUUAUACAUUAACAUGAAAGUGGUGCAUGUAGGUGAUUCUGGAAUGCUGAUAUUGUAAUAUUCUGAUAUUAUAUUAUUGAGAUAAUGAUAAGUUUGUUAUAAAGUGAGAAGCUAUUUGUUAUAUCAUUAAAAUGUAGUUGCAAUAAAGAUUAUAUUUUUAUUGA